CGGCGGGAGCUCUGGGGCGCUCUGCUCUGGCGCGGCCCGCAGCCCGCCCGGCCUCCUCCUUCUCCUCGGGUGCUGGUGUCGUGCCUUAGCGCUGCGAGCUGCUGACUUUCCAGAGUGGUCUCUUCAACCUGAAGAUGGCAACACUAGUCUUUAUUGAUCAGGAGAAUGGUGAAGUUGGUGCUACUAAGAAUCAGAUGAGACUCCCUUCAGGAUCCUGUGUGUAUAUGCUGCCUGAAGGCAUUAGGAGCUCAACAAAAGCCUUAUCUGAAAGAAUGCAAGUUAACACUCCUCUUCCUAAAAAGACAAUCAGUACACCUUCAGCCAUGCCUUGCUCUGUCAGAAAGGCUCUUGGAAAUGUGAAUAGAACUGAAGGAGUCACAAGCAAGAUGGAAAAGAUAAGAGAGAAAAAUCAGCCUUGCUCUGCAAAGAAAAUAACUGAAAAGACUGCUGGAUUAGAAAGCUGUGAUGCAGUGGCUGAAGAAGACUGGCCAGAAAUAGAAAACAUGUUUUCUUAUGAUCCUCGAACCUUUGAGAGUUUUGAUCUUCCUGAAGAGGACAAAGUGAGCAAUAUCAACCUGCGUGGUGUUCCCCUCAUGGUAUUAGGAAGGACAUAUGACAGAUAUGUGAACAUGGUUCCUUCACCCAUGAAGAUUGAAGAGAUUUCAUGGGAGUCUAACUUGCUACAAUCAACAGACUUCCUUGCUACCCUGGAUGAGAUCAUUGACAUGCCACCUCCCAAUUAUGACCCUGAAUGUGUAUUCUGAAGCUUCCAUUGAGUUUAAAUUUAAUGUAGUUCUGUUUUUUAAUAAAGGCUAAUCUCAACU
Molecule: messenger RNA, 824 nt
Organism: Apus apus (common swift)
Lineage: Eukaryota; Metazoa; Chordata; Aves; Apodiformes; Apodidae
Gene: PTTG1
Product: PTTG1 regulator of sister chromatid separation, securin
Exons: 6
Coding region: 135-764 (209 amino acids)
Biological process (GO): chromosome organization
Cellular component (GO): nucleus; cytoplasm
Source: RefSeq, a predicted model, not a curated record